GGGCCCCUUCCCUGUCCCGACAGAAUCACUAACCGCCAGAUCCAAGCUCCACGUGUUUCAAACCAAAUCAUUGCCAUCCACGUCUCUGUUUGAAAAAUCCCAGUCAGUGGUACAUAAAACCCCAUGUGGCUACCGCCCAUCCCAUCGCAGAAAAUCCAAUGGCCCAACUUCAAUGCUUUCACCUUACCCUUUUUAUUUAUCGACUUUAAUUUGUGUUGUCCAGUUGUUGCUUUAUCUUUUGAUUUCAUGCAGAAAAAAAAAAUGAAGGAGAAGAUACUAAAGCUUCAAUCUCCAUCAACCAAGGAUUCCCGGAGAAUGACCUCAGAUUACGGUGAACACAGCAGACUUACAGUCAUCAGAACAAAGAAUGCUCGCCGGAGGAGGUUGGAAAUUAGAAGAUUGAAGUGUACGUGUCAGACGAUGAUUAAUAUAACCAUCACAGAAAACAGCAACAACGGCGAUAAUGACAACAAUCUUCUUCACGGAUCAAAACCAAGCAACGGUUUAACUGAAAUAUCGCUUUCAUUGUCUUCUUCGUCAAAGCAAUCCUCGUCAGAGAAGAACGACAUCGUUUUGGCUUGUUUUGAAGAGAAAACUUGCAAGAAAAACGAUGAGGUGCAAACUUUAAUGAGCACGUCUCAUGGGUUACUAUCAGUUAUUGGUAGGAGAAGAGAAAUGGAAGAUGCAGUGAAAGUGGAGUUAGGGUUUUUGGUCAAAGGAAGGGAAAAGUUUGAUUUUUAUGGAGUCUAUGACGGGCACGGCGGGUCCAGGGUGGCAGAGGAGUGUAAAGAAAGGUUGCAUAAAAUGUUGGUGGAGGAAAUAGUAGAGGAUGACAAGGAAGGAAGUGGGAUUGAUUGGGGAAGAACGAUGGAGAGAUGUUUUGAGAAGAUGGAUGAAGAGGUGAACAGAGGGAGGUUGGGGGAGGAGAUGGUGGGGUCGACGGCGGUUGUGGCGGUGGUUGGUAAUGGAAAGUUAGUAGUGGCGAAUUGUGGGGAUUCCAGAGCUGUGCUAUGGAGGGAUGGUGUUGCUACGGCCUUGUCUUUUGAUCAUAAGCCCGACAGACCUGAUGAGUUGGAGAGAGUUGAAGCUGCUGGUGGUAGGGUCGUAAACUGGAAUGGACAUCGUGUGCUUGGUGUACUUGCCACUUCAAGAUCCAUAGGUGAUCGAUACCUUAAACCAUUUGUCAUAUGCAAGCCAGAAGUAACCGUAAGACAGCUAAUGAAUCGCGAUGAAUUCCUCAUACUAGCUAGUGAUGGCCUGUGGGAUGUCAUAUCGAAUGAGGACGCAUGUCGAGUAGUGAGGAGAUGUCUGAACGGCCAAAUAAGGAGGAAAUCCCUUAACAUUGUCAAUGAAAAUCGUGCUGCUGAAGCAGCAGCAGUGUUGGUUGAGCUUGCUAUUGCUCGGGGUAGCAAUGACAACAUUAGUGUGAUAGUAGUUGACUUAAGAAAAAUAUAGCACUCUUUUUGUAUUAGCAAACAUCAUGGAAUUAGAUACUCUUUGACAAUCCAAAGCUUCCCUGCACAUCACUCAACCUUGACCACUCCAUGCAGCAAAAAUUUGGCCCAACUCCAGCAGUAUGUGAAAGUAUGAGGUCCACGCUGUCAUCCUGAGGACCGGUUAUUGGGUGGAUGGUGGUUCAAGCCUGCUACUACGACGAGCUGAAUCUGGUCAUUUGAUAGUUUAGGCCCAUCAAAGAACAGACCUAGGUCAAGUGAUGGAAUUGGGAAAAAAAAACUUCCAUUCUGUUAUACCAGAGUAGGAAAAUCUGUUACCUAAUCUUAAUGGUAUGUGAUUGGUCAAAGAAAAUUAAAAAAAUCUUAAAUGGUAUGUGUAUAUAUUUCCUUUCUAAAGAGUUUAAGUUCAAAAUUUUCAAGUUCCCUACAUCAUUAUGCAUGACUAAAGGCUGUGCUGAACCAAUAAAGUCUAAUAAGUUAUCAUUGCCAAUUUUCAUUAUGAAACUUAUUCAUGAAUUGUAUCCAUGUAUAUAUGAAUGGUGAUG
Messenger RNA from Durio zibethinus, 1999 nucleotides. Its product is annotated as putative protein phosphatase 2C 8. The record is from RefSeq and is a predicted model, not a curated record. Lineage: Eukaryota; Viridiplantae; Streptophyta; Magnoliopsida; Malvales; Malvaceae. Gene Ontology annotation, molecular function: protein serine/threonine phosphatase activity; cation binding. Gene Ontology annotation, biological process: protein dephosphorylation.